AUGUAUACUGAUGGAGACUAUGAUAAAGCAAUUCAAGCAUAUACCGAAGCAAUCAACUCAUUGGUACAACCAAAGAAAAUAGUCGAGAUUAUCGAAGAGGAGGAUGGUGUAGAGGGGAGUGGUGGAGACUCUAUACUUUGCAAUGAAGAAGUUGCAACCUAUCUAAGUAAUCGAUGUGCUUGUUAUCUUCAAAUCAAAGAUUAUGAUCGUGUGAUAGAAGAUGCAACAGAAGCUAUCGAUUUGAAACCAACACCAACCAUUCAUAUUAAAAUCCUCUCACGUCGUGCUCAAGCCUACGAAUCAACAGAAAAGUUAAACGAUGCUCUCAAUGACUACAAACAAGUUUUGGAAAUGGACAAGUCACACCAACAGGCUCUAUCUGCAAUGCGUCGUCUACCACCACUUAUCAAAAUCAAAGAAGAAAAGGAAAGAGAGGAGAUGAUGGGUAAAUUAAAAGAUCUUGGUAAUAGUUUAUUAGGAAAGUUUGGUCUAUCAACUGAUAAUUUCCAAUUUAUUAAAGAUCCAACUUCUGGUGGUUAUUCUGUUAAUUUUAAAAAAUAA
This is a messenger RNA of Cavenderia fasciculata, 561 nucleotides long. RefSeq lists its product as uncharacterized. The transcript has a single exon. Bases 1 to 561 code for a protein of 186 amino acids. Lineage: Eukaryota; Evosea; Eumycetozoa; Acytosteliales; Cavenderiaceae. Gene Ontology annotation, molecular function: protein binding. The record is from RefSeq and is a predicted model, not a curated record.